AUGCAGGGAAGCUCCAAAACCGACAGCAAUGCCUCGUCUAAGAACAAAAAGGACGAGCCGGCGGUGGAAUUGACUCCCCUUGAGAGAAUACUGCAAAAUGCUGGGCCUCUUCGGGAAGAUGGAAGCGACAACUACUGCAAUUCGAUCCUUCAAGCGUUAUACUACUCGGAAUCUUUCCGAGAGAAUGUCGUGAACUACCCGCCUUCGAAUAACACGUCAGAAGGCAAUACGAGCAAGGUCAAAGUCUCGAUACGGCCACCGGUACAAGUCAACGGAAAUGCGGCGACGCCCGGCAAGCAAAUGCCCAAACCGCGGCAAGGGUUCACUCCUGGACCAAUACCGAUGCCAAUAACGCAACCGAUACGACCCGAAGACAGGCCUGAUGCCCCAGAAUACAAGAAAAAGCAGGCCAUGAUCAAAGGACCCGUGUUGGAGUUGGCCCAGGAAAAUCCAGAUGCGUACGGCAUGGAGGAAUGCACGUUCACCGGGCUCAAGGAUAUUUUUACUGCUCUGAUUCAAAGCAACUCCAGGACCGGUGUCAUCAGCCCACAGCGCUUUCUGGAUAUCUUCAAGCGCGACAAUGAAAUGUUUCGCAAUUCUAUGCACCAAGACGCACACGAAUUUUACGGCCUUGUAUUGAACGAUGUUAUCUCGAAUGUGGAGGCGUACGCUAGGCGUAUGCAGGAGAGCAGGAAGGAGAUUGGAACGACAUCGUCUCCAUUGAACCAACAAUCGUCAUCUCCAAGCCUUACGAGGAGCGUGAUGGCAUCCAACCUCAGGACGCCGGAGACAAGCUGGGUGCACGACAUUUUUGAAGGCGUCCUAGUUUCCGAAACCAGAUGCUUGACUUGCGAGACGGUGUCACAACGAGACGAAACGUUUUUGGAUCUCUCAAUCGAUCUGGAAGAGCAUUCUUCGGUAACGUCAUGCCUACGGAAAUUCUCCGCAGAGGAGAUGCUUUGCGAGAGGAACAAGUUUCACUGCGAUCGUUGUGGCGGCUUGCAAGAGGCUGAGAAGAGGAUGAAGAUUAAGAAGCUACCAAAGGUUUUGGCGUUGCAUCUGAAGAGGUUCAAGUAUACCGAGGACUACAGCCGACUACAAAAGCUGUUUCAUCGUGUCGUCUACCCAUAUUAUCUUCGCAUGUUCAAUACGACGGAUGAUGCUGAAGACCCGGACAGGAUUUACGAGUUAUACGCAGUCAUUGUCCAUAUUGGAGGUAAUGCCUACCACGGACACUACGUGUCAAUUAUCAAAACCAAGGAUCGGGGCUGGGUUUUGUUCGAUGACGAAAUGGUCGAGCCCGUUGACAAGAAUUUCGUGGCGAACUUCUUUGGUGACAAGCCAGGCAUGGCUUGCGCCUACGUACUAUUCUACCAGGAAGUCACCUUUGAGAAGAUGAGGGAAGAGUUGGAUGCCGAAGGACUAGAAGAGAUGAGGCUAGCCACCCAAGCAGCCGACCUAGCAGCCGGUGCGGAACAAACGAACGGGACCGGAAAUGACUCCUUAACAAAGGUCAACAGUCAGCCGACAGUACCAGUGGAAGAUCUUGACCCAUCGACCCCCGGACCCGAGCCUUUCUCCCAUCCUCUAGCUGCGGCACCACCUCCGGCCCCUGCCGUCAUAACGAAGGCGGACGAGGCAGCCACGGUCCCGCCCAAAUCCAAGGAUGAACUUGCCAAGGAGAAAAAGGAACAGAAAGCCCAAGAGAAAGCACAGGAAAAGGCCCGAAAAGCCGCCGAGAAAGAGGCAGCAAGGCUCGCAGAAAAGGAGCGUCUUGAGAAGGUUGCAAAGAAGCGCGGAGUACAGCAAAAAGAGCAGGAGCAGCUGGCAAAGGUCAUGCGCGAGAGCAAACAGCUGGCAGCCGAGGAAGAAAAGAGGCGCAAGAAGGAGGCGGCAGCCGCUGAAGCAGGCACUAAGAGUGGCCCCAGCAGUCCCAGGCUGUUCAAUCGCGCCGGCCUGGGUGGCAAGUCUCUCUCACGCAAGAGCUUUGCUUUUCUGGGAAAGACCGGCGGUGGUGGUGGUGGUGGUGGUGGUGGCGGUGGCAGCGACAAGUCCGAGAAAAGCAGCGACAAAGACAAGAGUGACAGGGCGGAAAGCAGCAGUACAGAGCAGAGGAGCAACGAAAGUAUGACCAGCAACGGCGUGGCUGAAAGCAACGCGAGUAGCCGCGCGACUACUGGUGAUGUUCAUGGUGGCAACGGCUUUGGCGGAUUCUCGUCGUCGUCGUCGUCGUCGCCGUUAUCGCCCACGUCACGAGGACCGAACGGCAUUUAUUCCCAUAAUCACCACCUGUCGAGCUCGCCAAUGAGAACCAUGACGACGCCAGAGGGUAUCAAGAGGGACGUGCGAGCGUCUAGGUCGGCCUCGACGUCCUCCAUACUCGGCCCGCCCCCUACGGCUCCGGAGAGGUUCGAGAAGCCGCCGCUGCGAGACCGGUUCAGCUUCAGCAUGGGGAGGAAGAAGAGUUCACGGUUCCUAUCGUAGUGCGAUAGGCCUUUUGGAUGUUUAUCUGGUAGUGGGGUUGGUGGUCUGGAGGCGGUAGAGGAGUGCUCCAAUUGUAGUACGAAAAGUCGAGAAAGCAUAGGGAGUAGAUGUAGUGUAGAGGGGUGAACUAAGGGGAAAGGGGAGAGGGGGGAGUAUUGGCGUCUAGGAGCGCUACUUCUGGAAGUUGUUGGUGCAAAACCUGCAUUGCAUGGUCGAGGUGUGCGAGGAGUUGUUGAAACCCGCCGCGCCCUUAUUGAUUCUUUUCUGGCCGGCGGUGGUGGGUGGUGUGAACUUGCAAGUUUAGGGGAGCGGAAAUAAACAAAAGUAGACCAAGCAAAGUUGUUGAAAAUGAAACGAACAAAGGUUCGCUGAACCUGUGAACACUUCCGGGUCAGUCAACUGUACUGUGGUACAGUACAACUAACCGCAGCUGGGGAAUCAUGUUACCGGACGGUUAGAAGCAAGAACCCUUUUUAUGGCACUCAGGUACACUGGCGGGAAAUCUGUUAGAGGCGGUAGUAG
Molecule: messenger RNA, 3006 nt
Organism: Neurospora tetrasperma FGSC 2508
Lineage: Eukaryota; Fungi; Ascomycota; Sordariomycetes; Sordariales; Sordariaceae
Exons: 3
Coding region: 1-2484 (827 amino acids)
Biological process (GO): protein deubiquitination
Cellular component (GO): cytosol; nucleus
Molecular function (GO): cysteine-type deubiquitinase activity; cysteine-type endopeptidase activity
Source: RefSeq, a predicted model, not a curated record